UCUCAACAGCAGAGGUCCAGCGCCUUGGAUGCGACUUUAAAGCGCGUCGAGAACAAUAAGCACCGACUGACAGCUGUUAGUUUUGAAUGUGGUAGACUGUCUUGCCGUUUCUCUACCUGCACUGCUCCUUUCUAGUGAAAGAACUGGGAAAACAAAACAAAAGGUGUGACUUGGAAAAGUGCUCAGGCGGGCACGCGUCAGAAGUCCGGAUAGAUUUGGCACAAGUAAAGAUGCCCAAAUGGGUCUCGUCGCAAUGGGAUUUGAGUUGAAGAACACGUAACCACUUAGAAGUCACCCCGAUUCAACCCGUUUUUAAGGUAACUGGAACUUGAAAAGGCGUAUUUUCUUUCUCUUCUCCUUCUUCUUCUUCUUCUUCUUUUUGACCGCUGGGAUGUUGUGAGUGACGCGUCGCCUGGGACAGAAGGAGCGGGGACGCAGAAGGAAGAGGGGGCACCAGAACUGGCUGAGCAGCGGAGGGAUUAUGGCUCUCGCAACGUUUUCCCUCAGCCUCAUCACGCUGGCGCUUACAAACUUGCACCUUUCGAGAGCCAGCAAUCGGCAUGCGGUGUACUGGAACAGUUCAAACCUGCUCCUCCGACGGGAGGGAUACACAGUGCAAGUCAGUGUCAACGACUACCUGGACAUCUACUGCCCGCACUACAACACCAGUCAGCGUGGGACGCUAGAGCGUGUCGUGGCAGAGCAGUACAUCCUCUACAUGGUCGACUACCACGGCUACCGCACCUGCAACACCCAGAAGGGCUCCAAGCGUUGGGAGUGCAACCGGCCCCAUGCGCCCCACGCGCCCAUCAAAUUCUCAGAGAAGUUCCAGCGUUACAGCGCCUUCUCCCUGGGCUACGAGUUCAACGUGGGCAAGGAGUACUACUACAUCUCCACGCCCACGCACCACCACCACGGUCACAGCUGCCUGAGACUGAGAGUAUUCGUCUGCUGCUCCACUGUCUCCCAGGCAGACGAGGACUCCAUUCAGACUCCCGAUUACACAGUCAGGCCAAACAUCAAAAUACACAACAUUGAUGAAUUUAACCCUGAAGUCCCGAAGCUGGAGAAGAGCGUCAGUGGCAGCAGCCCUUCACGUGACCGCCUUCUUCUCACCGUGGCAAUGCUGCUCGUGUCUGCCAUCCUUUUGUCCUAGCAACAGUCGCCGAGUGGCACUUCAUGCAUAGCUGGACCCGCCUUUUGCAAAGGGCUUUGUAUCCACCGAGUUUGUGAUUACGUGAAAUCUGACAGACACACAGAGAGCUGAGGUGCAACUGAAGCACAAUCAAAAGGACACAGACAAAAAAAACGACAAAAACAAAAAAAAAGGAAACCCAACAAAAACAAACUUUAACUUAGCUUAAUGGACUUUUAAAAAAAGAGGCCUUUUUUGCUGUCAUAUUUACACCAGUGUAUUUUGACACUCCAUGUGCUCCAUAGUGUAGGGGUUUACACAUUCACCUAACAAGCGAACGAUUCCCAGUUUGAUCCCAGGAGGAGAAGCAAAUCCCUUCGGGGUUGUGUCAGGAAGAGCAUCCGGCAUAAAAAUCUGCCAAAUCAAAUAUGCGGAGCUACCGGCUGUGGCCUUAUCCCUUGUGAAUAAGGGAGCGGCCGAAAGUAGCUUCUUACCUGUUGCUGGAUAUCAUUAUCACACCACUACCACCUUUAGUGCGGGUGUUGAGACCAAAACAACACUCAGAGUCCGACUUCUGUGCUGCUCCGAAGCCUGAUGAGAGUAAGAAAACUGACUUGUAAUAACUUGGGUGCAGACUACACGCUCUUAUUGUAGCAUGGAUAUCAAAUCACCGGAGGAAUUUAAGCUGCUUUCUCUUCAACGUAUUGUAACUUUGAGCUUUGAAGAAGAUUGGAAACCUGGACUCCGCAGUGGCUUUUUAGUCCUUGGACCACAGGCCCAGUCUGAUGAUGCAUUAAACCCGACUUUGAUGUAGUAAAGAGCAAGAUGGACUCUGGAUCUGUACUGAUCUUACCCAGACUAUCAGGACGUAAUCAGUCGUGAUGAGAACUCCUGCUGUUGCGCUGGACAUUGAAGAAUGUUUUAACACUGAUGUGAGGAAGCCGGUGGUAAUAACAGUCCAAGAAAGGGGAAAGACUUUGUGAUAUAUCCACGAGCCUUUCAAAAAUCCAUUUUCACCAGACAUCAAAAAAUACCCCUAGCUUUGUGAUAGGUACAGAUGCAAAGCCUGCAUUUCUUAGAAGGUAGCAAGUGCCCUCUUAGAACUAGUCUUUUGUCUGCAUUUCCUGCCUUCACACUGUAACAACCCUAGAAAAGUACAGACCCUGGACUAGUAAUUUGAUGGCACUUAGACGUGGUAGAUGUGGUAGAUGUGUGUUUUGUUCCGACGCAUUUACCUUCAGCACUUGGCGUAGAUUUUCCGGAUGUCAAACCUUUCGCUGCAAUCAGCACAGUCAUUCAGAACGUCACUAAUUUACAAUUCUUAAAAAAAAAAAGAAAAGGAAAAAAAGAAAAUCUCACAGCAGCAAGUCCCCUUUUAAUCCCAGACACCCCUGUCUGUUCCUUUUUCCACAACCAAUCAGUGCUGAUGACCAUUAACAGCAGUCACAGUCACCCUGGAAACAACCCCAUACAGUCGCCAAAGUGCGGCAGGUGCCUGAGGAGAAACUGUGCUUUGAGUCUCAAAGUAACGCUGCCGCCAUUUUGUUAAAAAAAUAUAUAUAUAUAAAGAAAUGUAAAAAAAAAAAACACUUGUGAAUGUGCAAAUAAAGAGAAGUUCACUUUUUUAUAUUGUAAUACAGGACAGCGUA
Messenger RNA from Oreochromis aureus, 2784 nucleotides. It is a transcript of the gene efna3a, whose product is annotated as ephrin-A3a. Gene Ontology annotation, biological process: ephrin receptor signaling pathway; axon guidance. The transcript has 5 exons. The record is from RefSeq and is a predicted model, not a curated record. NCBI's taxonomy places the organism in Eukaryota, Metazoa, Chordata, Actinopteri, Cichliformes, Cichlidae. Gene Ontology annotation, molecular function: ephrin receptor binding. The coding region runs from base 482 to 1156 and encodes 224 amino acids. Gene Ontology annotation, cellular component: plasma membrane.